UGGUUGUCUGGGGCGAUGGCAGACAUCCUGGAGCUGCGAACAGACGGGAAUUCUCUCCUGAAGGCGGUAUGGCUCCGACGCCUGAGACUCACCAGGCUCCUGCUGGAGGGGGGCGCAUACAUCAACGAGAGCAACGAACGCGGAGAGACCCCGCUUAUGGUGGCCUGUAUGUCGAAACACAGCGACCAGCAAAGCGUGAGCAAGGCAAAGUUGGUCAAUUACCUGUUGGACAAUAAAGCGGACCCCAAUAUACAGGACAAGGCGGGCAGGACAGCUCUGAUGCAUGCCUGCAUCCAGAGAGCGGGACACGAGGUAGUCGCUCAUCUACUAACAAACGGGGCGGACCCCAGCCUGGAGGACAGGAGUGGGGCAUCUGCUCUUGUCUAUGCUAUCAACGCAGAUGAUAAGGAGACCCUCAAGCAUCUUCUGGACGCAUGCAAAGCAAAGGGUAAAGAGGUCAUAAUCAUCACCACUGACAAGUCACCAUCAGGGACCAAAACCAUCAAACAGUACCUCAACGUGCCCCCCUCCCCAGAGCUCGACGAGCGCGGCACCCCCACGUUCUGCACCUCUCCCUCUGAUAUUGACCUGAGAGCCUCCCCCACACUUACCUUGCCUGAGCAGCAAAACACUAUCUUCAGUUUUCAGACAAAAUUGAAAACAGCCUCUAGCACAGCUACAAAGCUUCCCAACGGGCCCACCUCACCCACCCGACGCCUGGCCAACCCCAAACGGGCUCGCCUGCCCCAGCUGAAGCGCCUGCAGUCCGAGCCCUGGGGGCUGAUUGCUCCAUCCGUUCUCGCAGCAGCGGCUCACGAGGAGAGUAAAAGGUCCCCCUCGGACGAGGACGUCGUCACAGGCAUCAAUGGACUGUCUCUGUCCAAGAGGUCAACUCUGUCUAGACAAAACAGCGUAGAUGGCAAGGAGGGGCUUUUCCCUCUGGUCAGUGACCAGCCCACCAAGAUGACUUCUUCAUUGUCGGUCCCACCAACUUCCAAAGGGGCGUAUGAGCGCUCUUUGAGCCAGCACCAGCCCCUGGCACGACGCAGCACAAUCCCAACCGAGCAUGACGGCAGUAACACCAGUGGACCUGCUAGUCUGAGAGACACAGUCCACAGAAGAAGACUGGGCACUGAUCACUAUGACUCCGACUCACAGUUGUAUUCUGACUCUGGCGUGGUAGACUCUCCAAAAGUUCCCCUGGAGCGGAGAAAACUCAGCACGUCUCCUCUGGCCCUGCUGACCAGCUCUAGGGAGUCUCUGGACAGCAACGCGAGCACCUCCUCUCCCAGCACAGCCCGCCGCCGCGCCCCUGGCCUACUUGAAAGGCGGGGCUCAGGGACUCUGCUGCUGGACUACAUUUCCCAUACCCGUCCUGGCCACCUGCCCCCUCUCAACGUGAACCCUAACCCUCCCAUCCCUGACAUUGGGGCCAGCAGCAAGCCCUCAUCUCCUCUGGCUACAGGAUUCAGAUCAAUAGCUCCAGUAGCACCAACCUCACCAAAGAGAGGCAACCUCCAGACCAAGAAGAAACUUAUUAGAAGGCACUCUAUGCAAGUGGAGCAAAUGAAACAACUUUCUACUUUUGAGAAAGUGGUGUCCCAGCCAGUGGUGGAGAUGGACGGAGAUGAGAUGACCAGGAUCAUCUGGGAGUUCAUCAAAGAGAAGCUCAUCCUGUCCAACGUGGAUGUGGAGCUGAAGUACUAUGACCUGGGUCUUCCAUACCGUGACCAGACUGAUGACCAAGUCACCAUUGACUCUGCCAUUGCUACUAAGAAAUACCACGUAGCAGUCAAGUGUGCCACUAUUACCCCUGAUGAAGACAGGGUUGUAGAAUUUAGCCUGAAAAAGAUGUGGAAGAGCCCCAACGGAACCAUCAGAAACAUUCUGGGCGGCACUGUCUUCCGUGAGCCAAUCAUCUGCAAGAACAUUCCCAGGCUUGUUCCCGGUUGGACACAGCCCAUCACCAUUGGCAGACAUGCUUUUGGUGAUCAGUACAGAGCAACAGACUUUGUUGUGGACCAACCAGGCAAGUUCAAGAUGAUCUUCUCUCCUGCUGAUGGCAGCACAGGCAAGGAGUGGGAAGUGUUUGACUUCCCUGCUGGUGGCUGUGGAAUGGGCAUGUACAACACAGAUGAGUCUAUUACAGGCUUUGCUCACAGCUGCUUCCAGUAUGCUAUUGGCAAGAAGUGGCCUCUCUACUUGAGCACCAAGAACACUAUUCUGAAGGCCUACGAUGGCCGCUUCAAGGACAUCUUCCAGGAUGUUUUUGAGAAGAACUACAAACCCGAGUUUGACAGCCUGAAGAUCUGGUACGAGCACAGGCUUAUUGACGACAUGGUGGCCCAGGUGCUAAAGUCCACUGGAGCCUUUGUGUGGGCUUGCAAGAACUACGACGGGGACGUCCAGUCUGACAUCCUGGCUCAAGGCUUCGGCUCUCUGGGACUGAUGACCUCAGUGCUGGUGUGUCCUGACGGAAAGACCAUUGAGGCAGAGGCAGCCCACGGAACCGUGACCAGACACUACCGCGAGCACCAGAAGGGAAGGCCGACCAGCACCAACCCCAUCGCCAGCAUCUUCGCCUGGACCAGAGGGCUGGAGCACAGGGGAAAGCUUGAUGGGAACCCAGACCUGAUCAAGUUCUCCCAGACUUUGGAGAGAGUGUGUGUUGAGACCGUGGAAAGUGGCGUCAUGACGAAAGACCUCGCUGGCUGCAUCCACGGCCUGGCCAACUGCAAGCUGAACGAGCAUUACGUCAACACCACUGACUUCCUGGAUGCCAUCAAGAACAACCUGGACAAAGCUCUCGGCAAGUGAAGGAUUCAAGAAGUACAGCUAGAUUGAAAGUGACAUUGUCAUUUAAUGUUUUUGUACCUCAUUUGUAACUUAAUAGGUCAAGAAAUCCACAUGCAUACUGUCAAAGGAAGAAGUACUGUGUAAAGAAUGAUGUACUGUGCCCUUACUGUAGGUUCCUGCACCGUCUUGAGCUAUUAUAGCUAGUAACUCCUUCUCCUUUCACCAUGUCCUCACCUCCGACGUUCUAUUUUUGUAUUGUGAAGUACUAUCAAAUACUGUACCAUAAGUUGGGAGUGAUGGCCAUGUCAAAAAUACUUGCUAAUAAAUCUGCCUAGUUUAAUCCUUUGAAUGUGUUCAGACUCCGAACUUCUCAGACCAUAAAGAAAAUGCAAACGUGUAAAGGUAAAUAAAUUUAUUAUUUUACAGUA
Messenger RNA from Hypomesus transpacificus, 3224 nucleotides. Its product is annotated as isocitrate dehydrogenase [NADP], mitochondrial-like. NCBI's taxonomy places the organism in Eukaryota, Metazoa, Chordata, Actinopteri, Osmeriformes, Osmeridae. Gene Ontology annotation, molecular function: NAD binding; isocitrate dehydrogenase (NADP+) activity; protein binding. The coding region runs from base 16 to 2817 and encodes 933 amino acids. The transcript is spliced from 11 exons. Gene Ontology annotation, cellular component: mitochondrion. Gene Ontology annotation, biological process: isocitrate metabolic process. The record is from RefSeq and is a predicted model, not a curated record.